AAAAAAAAAAAAAAAAAAGCGCAGUCGCGACUCGCGCAGAAGAGAGAACUAACGAUCCGCAGAACUGACUACGUUACUUUUCUAUUCCAUUUUGUUCCAUCUUUUUCCGUCUUCAAUUCGGAGAAAAUUUCUUCGGCUGGCAUGUCGUUUUAUCCGAAGCGAUCUCGAGGUGGUUUCUAUAUCGAUCGAUCAAGAUGAUUUAGAGAAGCAGGAUGGAUUUCUUGUUCGUUCGAUCGAUAAAAGUUCAGAACAAAUAAGAAAAUAUUAAAAUCACAGAUUGUUCCUGAGAGGACGCGUGGAGCUUGGAGUUCCGAUCAUGGCGGUGGUUGAGAAUGCCGGGACAGAUUUGGGGAUCAAUGUUAGUACCUCAAGUCGUAAUUUCGAAGCUGGAGCUUUGGAUUUACAUGCUCCUGACGAUGUAGAAGAGCUUAAGCAAAACCAUUUAGGUGUUCGGAUGGGGGAUCCUAACCUGCAGCAAAAUAACCAGACCUUCCGCUCGCAUGAUCAGACCUUUCAUAUGAAAGUCCAGCAGUUUCAUCAUCGUCAUCAGCAGCAGAGGACGGCGUCUUCCCCUGCUCACGUUGUCGACCACAAGCCUCAUGUUCAGCACAAUCUGGACCAGGGACCUAAAAAUGGAGUGCAGAACUUGCUGGUCAGUGCGAUGUCGACGCAGCAUGGAACCGCCGGAAAGUCUGCGUUUGGCCAUACACAUCAGCGGUCGAACGCUGUCGAUUUGCAGAGGGAGGUGGCCGCCGAGGGUUUCAAAAGAGAUAUGAGGGAUUUGGAGGAACUCCUCUCUAAGCUGAACCCUAUGGCUGAAGAAUUUAUUCCUCCCUCGCUUACCAACCAUGGAUCUCCCGGCAGUAGUCUCUAUAUUAACAAUUUUUUCAUGCACAUCCACGGCAACGGCAAUGCCAACGGAAACACUAACAGACGGAAGAAAAAUAACUAUAAUCAAGGGAAGCGGAGGAUGAACAAUCGAACGAGUAUGGCGCAGCGAGAGGAUGUAAUAAGGAGGACUGUGUAUGUUUCCGACAUUGAUCAACAGGUUACUGAGGAACAACUUGCAGCCCUCUUCAUUAAUUGCGGACAGGUUGUUGAUUGCCGAGUCUGUGGUGAUCCAAAUUCAGUUCUUCGGUUUGCUUUUAUCGAGUUCACCGAUGAGGAAGGUGCAAGGGCUGCUUUGAGUCUGGCGGGGACAAUGCUUGGAUACUAUCCAGUGAGGGUUCUGCCUUCAAAAACUGCAAUUGCACCUGUCAACCCAACUUUUCUGCCUAGGUCUGAAGAUGAACGUGAAAUGUGUGCAAGAACUAUUUAUUGUACAAAUAUUGAUAAGAAGGUUACUCAGGCAGAGGUUAAACUCUUUUUUGAAACAGUUUGUGGGGAGGUGUAUCGCUUGAGACUGCUUGGAGACUAUCAUCAUUCUACUCGUAUUGCUUUUGUUGAAUUUGUAAUGGCAGAAAGCGCAAUUGCUGCACUUAACUGUAGUGGUGUGGUUUUGGGAUCCUUGCCAAUAAGGGUAAGUCCAUCAAAGACACCAGUUCGACCGCGCGCUCCUCGGCCACCCAUGCAUUUAAUCAACACAUGACCCCAGAUGAAUAUCAUUGCUAGACACACCAAUACACUCUGGUUGGGCAAUGUAAUUUUUAUAGUUUAGAUUAUUGCAUCCUACCCUGGUGUCCUUUUUAUUCCUUUUCAUUUGUAGGGGGCUCUGGAUUGUUUAUUUAACAUGUACCAUUGGGUGGAACUUCGAGGCUUUGAAAGAGCUUAGCUGCAGAUGAAGGUGAACUGUAGGGGAUGCCCCUAAAACGAAUUACUCCUGAUGUUUCUAACUUGAAGAUUGAACACUUUAAAGACAAGUUGUUCAAAGACAAGUUGUCUAAUGUUAUCGGUGUUAUUUGGCCUGGGUCCUCUGUGCUUUUGUGUUUGGCCGGGGUCCUCUGUGCUUUUGUCUUA
Messenger RNA from Macadamia integrifolia, 1956 nucleotides. RefSeq names its product polyadenylate-binding protein-interacting protein 12-like. The record is from RefSeq and is a predicted model, not a curated record. Lineage: Eukaryota; Viridiplantae; Streptophyta; Magnoliopsida; Proteales; Proteaceae. The transcript is spliced from 11 exons. Gene Ontology annotation, molecular function: RNA binding. The coding region runs from base 317 to 1588 and encodes 423 amino acids.